UCAGUAAAGUCUGAACUAACAACAUUUCACUCCUUCCAAAUCCUUUCAAAAGCCCGUUUCCAUAAUCAAAAGAACCGCUCGGGCAAACUUAACAGAACCCUUAUGCCAUAUUAUCUCCCUCAAUUAUUCUCCCAGAACGAGUAUUUGGGCUAAAAAUGUAGCUUAACUGAGAUAAUCAGUGCAUUGCUUUUACUUCAGACAAAAUUUACCCUAGGAAUAAAGCUUUAUAAUAAUCUGCGUUAUUUUGAGCAAUAAAUUGAUCCAAAUAAUCUCAAAGCCUAUGCAAAAUUAUUUGAACAAAAAUUAUUAUAAAAAUUGUACUUUGUUUUGCGUUACCAAGCUUUUACAAUUUUUUAAUCUUCUAUGUGUUUAACAACAAAUCCCAGAAUUAUCAAAAAGACAAAUGGUAUCAUGAACCAGCUCCGAAUGUUCCGAGCACUCCCUCUCUGAAUAGGUUUACAUAAAGAUUUGUCGGACUAAGAAAAGCCUUCUUAACCUUUCUACGCAUCAGCAAAGCAACUAAUUGCGAAAAUGAUUUCGCAGGAUUAUUCAGUUUUCAGUCCCUAAGCGACUUACCGGUUUUCUUUUCCUGAAUAAAAUUUAAUUACAGCGAAAUUGUGAAAACCAUUAAAUUUAGAUCGGGCUUCCUCUUCUCUUUUCACGUUAUGUCUUAGUUUUUUGCCCUUCUUUUGUUGUGUUAUCACAAAAGCUAUUGGCUUGAAAAUCCCCAGUCUAACCUUCAUUCAAUUGUGAUAGCCGCUGCAGAUAAAGAAUAGUCGUCAUGUCCAAUUUGUUCAUCAUUGGAUUGUUUCUCGUCUGCAUCAUUCUCUUUCUAGUCUUCGGAUGUCCAGUUCUGCACUUCAUGGGUCAAAAGUGCCAGAAAUUAUUCAACCGGAACAACCGAAAUGACAUCGUCAAAGAGUUCGGCGCCGAGCAAUUCUUUACAAACACUUCGGCUCAAAGACGCGACAAAAACCGUCAUAAUAACUUCGAAUCAUCGUGGCUUCAAUAUAAUAAUCGAGGAGCGUCUUCAAGUAUAGUUCCUUACAGGUCCAAUCAAUCGAGAAGCAAACGAGAAAACUUCAAAAUGAAGCUGGCAAUUACUCAAGAUCAUUUGUCUCAAAUUCUACGACCCGCUGCCUUAGCUACAUUCCUGAACGUCACACAAAACCCUUUGAAGCCCCCACCUCCGGAAAUUCUAUCACAGCAAUCAGUUGAGUUUUCUCCAAUAAUAGUUGAAACAUUGUUUUCCAGGGUCCGUAGCAAACCAGCGGAUGUACCAAAAAACCGAAGAUCCGAAGCGAGCUCCUCGAAAUUGAAUCAGCAAUCGGUUUCCAAUCACUCCGGAGGUCAAGGACCUUCGGGAUCCAAGCAUCCCAAAAGCACUUCAAGCAACCGGAUGACUUCUCAUAGUUCAAACGAUCAUGAUCAUCAUGUUGCGGUAGAAAUCGAAAACAAUAAUUGCGAUAUUGCUAGUAACAAUCUCAGAAACGUAGAAAACGCAGGAUCAAAGUUGAAUUCGAACGCUUUGCACUACAACCAAAAUGACAAAGCUUGGAAGCACCCAACGACCAGUAGCUUUACAGUUUCGCCAACCGCUGAUUCUAUAAUCAUAUCAUCGCAAAUCUCGUGCCGCAAACCUCUGUACUCAAAAAACACCAAUCAUAGCUCUAACUACACCUCUCAGAGUGCAUCGAAACGGGUUUCAGGGAUUCAACUUGUGCAUCCGAGUUCGACUCCCGACAGGAACUUUUGUUCCUCGGCGGCUUCUGGGUCACAUCGGAGAAACGUCCCUUGCUCGAGUCAGAAAAACAACGUGAAGUGUUUGAGUUUUCACGACUCGCUUCCGGCGCUGAAUGACCACGUGAUGACGGCAACACCAGGCAACCACCAGCAAAAGAUAUCGUCAUUGUGCGACAUUGAAGCUACCUCGCAAUCAUUUCGUGUAACCGAAGUUUAG
Messenger RNA from Symsagittifera roscoffensis, 1960 nucleotides. RefSeq lists its product as uncharacterized. The transcript has 3 exons. The record is from RefSeq and is a predicted model, not a curated record. Lineage: Eukaryota; Metazoa; Xenacoelomorpha; Acoela; Convolutidae. The coding region runs from base 782 to 1960 and encodes 392 amino acids.